AAAUUAGAAAAAUAGAUAAAUAAAAAUAAGAAUACCUAUCUCUUGAGAUAAAAUGGUUUUUGUUUAAAAGAGGGAAAAAACACUACCUUCCAUUGAGAUCUGACAAAGGAACAACACAUCAAUGGGGUCGUCCCGUGCCUUGUUGCAUUUGAUUUUUUUCUUCCUUGUGCUUUGUUCCACAUCUUCAUCAUAUAUUUCAAAUGAGGUUCUUGAGCCACACGGGUCCAUUGGUCGUUCCAUUUUGCAACAAAAAUCAACAUGCCCUGUGGACUUUGAGAACAUGAAUUACACAGUUAUAACAAGCCAGUGCAAAGGUCCCAACUACACACCAGAAAGAUGCUGCAACCCGCUCAAGGAACUGGUCUGCCCCAUAAAGGAUCAAUUCAAUGACCUAAAGACUAAUUGUGCCGACACCUUUUUCAGCUACAUAAAUUUGUAUGGAAAGUAUCCACCGGGACUUUUUGCAGCCUUGUGCAAAGAAGGGGAGAAAGGGCUCGACUGCUCGAAUGUGCCUGACCAACCAUCCCGAUCAACACCCAACCAAAGCGGAGCCCUUUCUUCUAGUGCUUAUAGCAUCACUAUGGCCAUGGUCUUUGUUAUUCUACUGAUAAUGAUGUAGAUAUUUUAUGUUUGAUCAACAAAAGUGCUUAUGAGAGCAUGACAAAAUUGAAAAAGCAUUGGAUUAUGUUUAAGGUCAUAUAUUUCGCUUGAUAUAUGUUUCCUUCACACGAUGACAUGAGUGUUUCUUAUUUGAAAUUUCCUACUUCUUUCUAAUUUCAUUUGUGCACUGAGACUGUCGUAUGUAAACCUUUCAUAUGGUAGUAAUACUUG
Molecule: messenger RNA, 831 nt
Organism: Striga asiatica
Lineage: Eukaryota; Viridiplantae; Streptophyta; Magnoliopsida; Lamiales; Orobanchaceae
Source: the annotation of a GenBank genome assembly